UCUUACAAUGGUCUCACAAUAAGGAUAACCUAGUUCCUCGAUAAACGAUUUCUUAACAUUUGAACAUGAAAGUAACGCUUGGCACAUGGCACAUCACAUUUCUCUUCCUAAGUUUAGUGACAACAAUUCAGACUAAGAUCUCUCAAGCGGCGUUCAAAGGAGACAAAACAUCUAAAACGACAAGUAAAAGUCACCAACAUCACAAAGCGGAGGUGAAGAAGGAAAAACGUUUUAUGAACGAACAUUCUCCGAAAGGCAGGGUAGUUUAUUCAUUCGUAACGGACAGGAACCGAUAUUUGCCGAGAAGGCCGCGCCUGUAUCGAGCUUUCGUUGUUAGGCGUCCUUUAACAGUGCAACAAUCGAUAGAAAACGCUAACACGCGUCAAAACAUUCCUUUCAUGGAGGUGGAACCUACAUAUCAUCAACAGCUUGUAAGAGUUCGUCCCAUUUCGCGACCAAUUUACUACUUGCAAGACACGCCUGAUGAACAAGAAGCAGAGUUCGAGGAUCCAUUGAAUGAACCUGUUACUUUGAUGCCUGAGGAAUUUCCAGUACAUAUCGACGGCUGUCGUCCUAAUCCAUGUUAUAAUGGUGGACGGUGUAAGAGACUCAGACAUGGAAGAUUUAGAUGUGUAUGCCAUAGAGGGUACAGUGGUAGAUUAUGUAAUGUGCUGCGAACAAAAUGUAAACCGAACCCUUGCAUGAACGGAGGAACCUGCACUCAGCUGAAUGGAGGCUUCGAGUGCACAUGUUCAUUUGGCUACAAAGGAGAAACGUGCAGUCAGGAAGCCAAGUGUGGAAAUAAUCCGUGUCAGAAUGGAGGCUCGUGUACCGAGCUGGACACGGGCUUCCAGUGUAGCUGUGCUCCUGGGUAUCGUGGGAAAAAAUGUCAAGAAAUAAGCUACUGCUACAAGACACCCUGCAGAAAUGGCGGAACUUGUACUGAAACAGACACUGGGUUCGAGUGCGUCUGUCCAUCACAGUGGAACUGUAUCGACUGCAGCUGUAGCGCUGUUAAUGGUAUAAAGCAUUCUCUGGAUAAUUGUUUACCAAAUCCCUGCCAAAAUGGAGGCACCUGUUUUUCUACUCAUGAUGGCUUUAAAUGUCUCUGUAUGCAAGGUUACAAAGGAAAGUCAUGUGAAGCGGUUCAAUAUUGCAAUACUGAACCAUGCCUGAAUGGUGGAACAUGCAAAGAGACCGCAACGAGUUACAUCUGCCUUUGUAAAAGUAGAUUUCGAGGAAAAAACUGCGAUGUGGAAAACCAUUGCCGACCUAAAAACCCAUGCGAGAAUGACGGUUUAUGUGUAGAACUGGAAGAUGAUUAUAAAUGCAGGUGUAAAAUCGGAUAUCGCGGAGUCAACUGCGAAGAAAAGGAGUAUUGCAUUCCAAAUCCCUGCAAGAAUGGGGCAACCUGCACCGCUGAACAGCAAGGAUAUACGUGUUUUUGUCAGCCUGGCUUCAGAGGAGAAACAUGUCAAAUCCGGGAAAUGUGUGCCUCCAAUCCAUGUCUGCACGAAGGAACAUGUAUAGAAAUGGAUAACAAUACCUUCAAGUGCCUCUGCGUAGCAGGUUGGAAAGGAGAACACUGUCAUGAUAAGGAUCUUUGUGUUCCAAAUCCAUGCAAGAACGAAGGUCAUUGUGAAGCACAUGAAUUCUCCUUCCAAUGCCACUGUGCCCUUGGCUUUAAGGGAAAUAAUUGCGCAGCAAAAGAUCCUUGCAGCCCGAAUCCAUGUCACCAUGGGGGCCACUGUCUCAGCCACAGUGAAGUUGAUUAUGAGUGUGAAUGUGGAAAAGGAUACACUGGAGUAAAGUGUGAGAGAGUAAACCCUUGUUACCCAAACCCCUGUAAAUAUGGAGGAACUUGUCAAACAACAACAGAUAGUUUUACAUGUAACUGCCCCGCUGGAAGAGUUGGAGAAUUCUGCGAAGAGAUUGACCCUUGUCUGCCAAAUCCUUGCGAAAAUGAAGGAGCUUGCAUCAGACUGAGCCACGGCCAGCACCAAUGUAUCUGCACUAACGCUUUUGUUGGUCCACUUUGCACAGUUUCAAAUCCAUGUCUACCCAGUCCAUGUCUUAACAAUGGGACCUGUGUGAAUAAAGGCAUUGCAUUUGAAUGUCACUGUCCAGGAGCCUUUUCUGGAAAGCGAUGCGAAAUUCAGUCCAAGUGUUUUCCAAACCCUUGCCUUAAUGACGCCACUUGUCGUGACGUUGACAUAGGUCGCGGCUACGUGUGUUACUGCUCCAUUGCAUACCUGGGACCCGACUGUGAAAAAACAAAUUUAUGCUUUCACCACAACCCUUGUCAGAACGGAGGCACGUGCAAAACUGAUGGAACCAACUUAGCGUGUCAAUGUCCUCCGGGUUAUUUGGGUUCGCAUUGUGAACAGGCGAACUUCUGUUUUUCGUCGCCCUGCAAAAACGGAGGAACAUGUUCUCCAAAGACUGAUGGCUUUGAAUGUGACUGCAAACAAGGAUUUUUCGGAAAAACUUGUGAAGCUUUGAGCAGUCACUGUUUCCCAAACCCCUGCAAAAAUGAUGGGUUGUGUGCUGAAGUACAGAGCAAGGAGGGCUAUAUUUGUGUUUGCAAGGAGGGAUUUGUUGGAUCGCAUUGCGAAAGAAAAGAUCCGUGCAUUCCAAAUCCCUGUCAACACAAUGGUACAUGCUUACAGGCUCAUAACAGGCGAGGAUAUCACUGCCUCUGUCAAGCCGGCUGGCGAGGAUAUGCCUGCGAACGUGGCGAUCUUUGCUAUCCCACCAACCCUUGCCUUAAUGGAGGAACAUGUUUCAAUGCCCUCGACACCUUUAUUUGCCACUGUCCUAAAAGAUAUUCAGGAAAACAUUGUGGAAAUGACAAGUGUGCGCGUUGUGACGUAAAUGCGAACUGCGUGGAUGGAACGUGUGAAUGUAGACAUGGUUACGUUGGCAACGGUUUCACGUGCACUCCUGUUGGAAAUCCGUGCCAACCCAACCCUUGUGAAAAUGGCGGAACAUGUCGUCCAGGACAUGGUGAAAAACUGUUCGAAUGCACGUGUCGCGAAGGAUUCGUCGGCACUAAGUGUGAAGAAUCCAAAAGUGCAUGUGCAUCAAACCCGUGCGCUAAUGGAGGAACAUGUGUAGAUGCCACAAACAAUGAUGGUUCACUUCUGGAGGGCGUGAUAUUCACAAAUCAUUCACAAUUCAAAUGUGUUUGCCCCAAGGGUUACGCAGGAGAAAACUGUCAGAAACUUGUCAUGAAUAAUCCUUGCUCCACCCACCCAUGUCUCAACAAUGGGACUUGCUUUGACGAUACAAACAGUGCUGGAAUAGAUCUGAAACUACUAAAUGCUUUGGACUUUCGUUGCUUCUGUCCAAUUGGAUACAGUGGUAUUGUCUGCGAAACACCUAAGUCAGCAUGUCACUCAAGCCCAUGCCUCCAUGGUGGGACCUGCUUAGACUCUUCAAACACAGCUGACGUGGCGUUUAACGCUAACGGUUAUAAAUGUCUUUGCGCCGCAGGCUUCAUAGGAAUGAAUUGUGAAGCCAGCUCAGCAUCUGAAUUAAAGACUGCUACAGUCACAGCUGCCCUUCAGGCCACAGCCAAACCAAUAGGAGCACAGGGAUACAAACCAGCAGCUCAGGUGAUAGAUGUUCAUGAACCCUUAGGGACACCUGGUGCACCAUCAGCUGUAGCCUUGGUGCCACAAGAGCCAAAGGAAACAAGCGCAGUAUUGGGACAAUUGGGUACAACCCUACUAGCCAAACCAGUUACAAGUGUAACCAAGCCGAAUGUUGGUCUGACAGCCGAAAUUGAAAGACCCAAUCAAGGCCAAGUUGGUGUUGUUGUGAUUCCAAAAUCUGCCCAAACACCUCCCGCCAAAACGUUGACUGCGACGGUCCAAGGCUAUGCCCCUCCCAGUUCCUUGAGCAGAGGUCUUGCGAUGGCAUUAGCACCAGUUACACCAGGUCAGAUUGGUUACGUAGUGCCUGCAUCAUCAUCUUUACUGCCAUAUGUGGCUUCUCCGAGCCUGGCACCAGCACCUUCUACUAAUUCCCUUCCAUAUGUGCCUUCCAAAGCAGCACCUGCUCAACCGCCAUCAGCAGGUCUCAUUUCGUCACCUCUAGCAAUGUCAUCUCUGCUUGCCGUACCAUCUUCAUCACCUAAAGUAGCUCAGGCACCUGGGAUUAUAAUGCCCCCAGGGCUAUCACCACCUCCGGGGAAUGGACCUGUCACUUUGGCUCUACGAGGAGGGACACCUGUUUUUGGCCUAGCGGCAAGAAGACAAACUUUGAAUCAGAGGUCAAGAAAUCAUGGUCCUUUCUAUUCAAGUUAUAACGGUUAUACGAGUAGGAGCACCAACCGAAGAAAUAAUCAACAGAGUUAUAGACAUUAUCCUCAUACCAGAACAAAUUGGUACUCGAAUCCAAACUACGCGAAUCCUUUCCAACGGAGUUACAGACGCGUAAACAAGAAAAAACGAAGCAGUCACGAUCAAGAGACCUUUCCUCGCAGAAAACCGUCAAAAAUGAGAUCGCGGAUAGCGAGAAUUUUCUUGGGAGCGGCUUUAUUUGUUGUUUUAAGUGAAAUCGCCGCUAGGCCAGCGGACGAACGGGAAUCUAAUUCACAAAAGCUGAAAGAAAGAAGGGGGAAGACACAACAAGAUGGACUAAAAUGGAAACAAACAAAGCUUGAAUUACGCGACUCUUCAAAAGGGCAACACAGAAAAACACGGGUCAAUAAGUCACUGAAGAAAAAGCAGACUCCUUCGCCUUUGAAAGAUGAGAACAGAGAGAGAAAAAGACAGUUUAUAAUGCGCCCUUCACAUGCUUUCGGUCACUCGUAUAUGUUUAUGCGUCCGCCACCAAUGACCCAGAGAACAAUCGUAACAACUCGUAUACCCAGACCUCCCAUGCCAAUACCAUAUAAUCCGUUUUUUGGUCGAGGAUUCUUUGGUGGAAUGCACCAUCUGCAUAACCCUUUUUACGAUGCAAUGGCACAAAUGUAUGGUGAAGAGGACGAAGAAGAGGAAGAACGUCACUGCAAUCCAAAUCCGUGCCAGAAUGGUGCCACAUGUAACGAGGUCAAGGACGGUUAUGAAUGUAUGUGCACUCCUGGUUUCAAAGGAACUGAUUGCGAAGAGGAGAACAAGUGUCACCCGAAUCCCUGUCGCAAUGGCGGAAUCUGCACAGAAGCCAAUGGUGCUUACAUUUGUACAUGUAUGGAAGGAUACAAGGGAAUGAACUGCGAAGAGAAAAAUAAAUGUCAGCCAAAUCCAUGUAGAAAUGGCGGCACGUGCACCGAAAUGGAUGAUGGAUUCGAAUGUUCGUGUCCGGCGGAGUACAAAGGACCUACAUGUCAAGUGGAGAAUCUUUGCUUCCUAAAUCCAUGUCUGAAUGGAGGAACAUGUAUGGAGGUUAUGGGGUCCCACAGUUGCCUGUGUAUGGAGGGAUUCAGCGGAGCCGCUUGUGAAAUUGAAAGCAAAUGUCGAAGCAAUCCGUGCAGAAAUGGAGGAACAUGUUUCGACAAUCACAACUCGUACACGUGUUCGUGUUUGGCAGGAUUUUCAGGAAUCAACUGCGAAACAAUGGUGUCAGUUUGUGACUCUAACCCUUGUCUUAAUGGUGGUUCAUGUCUCAAUCAAGGACCUAACAUUUACAAAUGUGUUUGUCCUCACGGCUUCCGCGGAAAGAAUUGUGAAAGCGAGAAAAAAUGUGAGCCUAACCCGUGUCAGAACAGUGGAGUCUGUAGAGAACUUAUAGAGGACGAAGAUUACAAGUGUGAAUGUUUACAUGGAUAUAGAGGCAAGGAUUGUGAAGAGGAGAUUAACCUGUGUGAAUCAAAUCCGUGCAUAAAUGGUGGCACAUGUUCUACGUUAGGAAGUUCAUACCACUGUCUUUGUGUCGAAGGAUUCAGGGGAAUAAAUUGUCAGGAGCCAGAUAGAUGUCACGCACUUCCUUGUCAAAAUGGUGGAUCAUGCUAUCAGGAAAUCACCGGGACAUACAAAUGUCAGUGUCCAGAGGGAUUUAGAGGUUUCAAUUGUGAAGAGGAGUUGAAGUGUCAUUCCAACCCAUGUCAAAAUGGUGGUACCUGUUUUGAGAACAGUGGUGGUUAUACUUGUACAUGCCAACCAGGCUACAAAGGGAUCAACUGUGCAGAGCGUGACAACUGUCACCCUAAUCCUUGUCAUCAUGGUGGCGUGUGUGAGAUCGACGGCGAAGACUUCACUUGUUCCUGUUCGUCGGGGUGGACUGGAAUCACGUGUGAAGAUGAAGACCACUGUCACCCGAGUCCUUGUGAGCACGGCGGAGUUUGUAUAGCAAAGGGAGCAUCCUAUGAAUGUCACUGUCCCAUACAUUGGACGGGAAUUAACUGUGAAACACCCUCCACAAUAGCUUACGCAGUGGCCAACACAUGCGCUGCCACCACCUACGGCUGCUGCCCUGACGGGAAGACACCAGCUGCAGGACCUCACCAGACAGGCUGCCCAGAACAUAUUGGAGGUAUCGCAAAGUAAGCGGUCCAGUGUUCAUGAUGUCAGCUUCGAUUCUGGCAACUCAGAUAGGGGCCACCUUCAGGAAGAGUACCCUUGCCUGUUAUUUGUAUGAAAGAUGCGGAGUGCAUGCUUUGUUUGAAAGAGUAAUCUAGCUUGAGCUGAGCUCGGAUCAUUCGCAUUGUAAAUAUUAACGCUAAAGUAAUCUAAUCAAAGUAUGCUAUGAACACUAAAUUAGUUGCCACAAGAUGGAUAAAUAGAGUGUGUCAUACAAAGGUACUUUUACCUUGCGAGAUUAGAUCGAAAGAAAUGAUUUAAGAAUCGAUUCAAGAAAGUUUUGCGAACUGUGGGAAACUUACAGAUCAACUAUCAAUUUUCUAUUUUUAAACUGACGUUAGCUCGUUGAAAAUUGAUGGAGUUUCUCAAAAAGUUACUGUUGAAUAUUUGGAAACUGUUUGAUUCUAAGGGUUGAUUUCCGCAUUUUUCACGAGUCACUUCAUUUAGCCCAGUCAGGAGAGGAGCGUGAGCUCAUUUUCCGAUCAGCGGCUAGUAAUCGUGCUGCUGUUGUAAACAACGUAGGAGUAAAACGUCUGCGCAUGUGCGGACGCUGCGGUGGCCAGACGUCAUACUUCAUGGCUGUCAGAGCUGUUUUGACUAACAGGAUCCUGAGAAACAACCACAAAGGCUAGUUUGUCGCAGUGUUUUGAAAACGUGCAGCUUUUUUCGUUAAAGCUUUAAAAACACGAUGAAUGAAUAGAACACACUUCAUGAAAUCAGCAUUGUGUUAGGAAAGUCCUGAGUUUUCCCUAUGCUGCUUUUAUUUUCAUGUGAAAGAUUUCAGUGAACGUUUCCAUUCCUUUUUUGGUUGUUUGACACGCUUUUCUUUUACAUUUUGCGCCGGAAGUUGGCGCGCGACUGGCCGAAAUCGAUCCACUUGUGCAUGCCUUACGUUUGACUCCUGUGUUACGACAAACAGUGGCUGUAUUAAUAUCAUAUCGUCGCCGAUAUUUUGAAUGUUUUAGUUAUCAUUGCUUUACAAACGGAGAUUGGUUGAGAACAGCACUGGUAUUGUCAUGUUAGUUGUGUUGUUACAAACUUGUUAUGCUGGUGACAUUGCUAAUACUCUUUCCGCUGGAAAUUUUCAGCUGUAUUGAUCCGUUUUGACAGGCUCGGUUUAUCUGUUAUGACUUUUCAUCCAAGCAAGAAAUUUUUAUCUGGGCAUGUUUUGCCACCAACGAGUGAAAGGCACAUAGUAUUAAAAAUGUUGAUUUGUACUAAUAAAAGAUGACACUUGAUUUUGAACUUGACUCGGCUCACAGAAGUACUUUCUAAUUAUUAGAAAUGACAGACUCUAGUCCACAACGACUCAAUGUUUUCUUCUCCUUUUUCUUUCGCAAAGUGUAAGUUAAUUAAAGCUGACUUGUCUUUUGAAUUAAUCUCAGGG
Molecule: messenger RNA, 7911 nt
Organism: Pocillopora verrucosa
Lineage: Eukaryota; Metazoa; Cnidaria; Anthozoa; Scleractinia; Pocilloporidae
Source: RefSeq, a predicted model, not a curated record